GGUUGCAGUGGAGAAAGAAGGAAAUUUUUCAUUCUCCUUAAAAAAUUAACAAUGUAGAUUAUGACCAUGGAAAAGUAUACUGGCUUUUGCAAUUUAAAACUUCGACUGAAUUUCAUUUAAUGACGUCCCCAACUGCCGUUAAUCGGACAACCUUUUCAAACGAAAUUUCGGGUCGUUAUCUACAUGCCGUAUCUCGUUCAACAUAAAAUCGCCCAAUACUCAUAAACAAUAAAACAUAAAAAAGAUUUUUCGAGAAUAUGUAAGGUAUUGCUGUUAUUGCCAAGGAAUUGUAGAGGGUACAUUUCUGGUUGUUUACUAAUUCUCGACGCAAACGAACAAUUAUUCAGAGCAAAUUCUGCAUUUAAUCUAGGCGUGGUCAAAUUAAUGUAGCAAGGUUGACUAACGGUAUAAAAUAAGAGUAUUGUUGUAAAACAUACAAAGUUUAUACGUACGCUACUUUCCAUGUAUACGCGUUUUCAUUUUGUUCAGAGUUAACAACUACUGAACAUACGAAAUUGAAUAACAUGCAGAUCCUAACGGUUUAUCUUUUCCUUCUUGGACUUCUUUCGGCGGCUGCGCAUGAAGGUCUGCCUCUUUUGGCGCCAGGCGGAAUCGGAGGGAUAUUUAAAGGACCAGACUCGGAAACGAUUAUUCAAGGACCUGACGGAAGUGUGAUAACAUCCGAGCAAGAAGGCGGAGCCGUAGUCAGAGGUAACGGAUUGGAGCAACCUAUAGUUGUUGCCGAAUCUGUACAAGAGAUCGAAUCAGAUCACGCCAUCGAACAAGUCUUGAUUCAAGAACAGCCAAAAGUUCAAAGCGAAAUUGCUCAAGGUAUUCUUCUGAAAACAGUUCCGGCCCCCCAAAACCAAUUUCCUGGCCCACAACCCGUCUUAACGGAAAUAAAACAAUCUCCAUUUAUCGAAAGCACUGCCACGAUUCAGCAGAACCAGCCUAUUCUGCUGAAGGAAGCUGCGGAAGCUGCAGAAUCGGCCAAGCUACUUGUAGAACCAAUCAGACAACCGCUGUCAGUAUCCAGAGUACCAGUGCUGACGCAUAAAUUCUCGGUCUCCAAUCUGGAACCCGUGGUGUCAUCAACAGCGGCACCUUUGGGUCAAUCCACAGCGUUACCAUCGUCUACUCCUAGAACAUUACUCGAAAUAUCAAACGCCAAUUUGAUCGAAUCUGAUAAAAUCAAUUUGGGGGAUGUAAGAAGCUUAAAUCGAGGACUUCCUCAGCUACAACAUCGGUCAUCUAAUGGGUUCGUUGGUAACCCAGAACUUAUUUUAAAUGAAAAUUUAGUAUCCUUUUCGGAUGCCCAACUUGUGUCAUCUAACGCGGCAGACUUAACUAAAGCUAAAGAGCAGAUACAGCGAGUUCCACUGGAGAAAUUUAUAUUAGCGGACGAAACAUUGGACAUUGAAAACAUCGCCGGUGGACAAAUUUUAAAUCAAGCCAAAUUAGUGAAUUCGCAACCAAUCCCAUUGGGCCAGUAUAUACUGCAAGACCAAAAAUCGGUUAUUCCACAAGCUGAUAAUGAAGGAACCUUAAACCAAGCCAAAGCAGGGCAGGGUCCACAAAUCCCACUAAAUCAAUACAUCCUAAUCCAGGAUAGACUGGCCAAUCCGAAAGUUACUAGGGAGCAAAUUUUAAGGCCGGGGAAUGAACUAGGACAAGAUGAUCGUAUCGACCGAGUGCGAAGGUCUACACAAAGAUCGCGAAAACGUAAACAAAGCUAUCAUACUCUAAACAACGAAGAAUCAAAUUCGGGACAAGUUCCGUCGAAUGAUAAUGGGGGGUAUUCGGCGGAUCCUCUAUCAAAUGACAUUCAACAACCUACCAACCAUAUUUAUUAUCCGCAAUUGGGCGAUCAAUACCCAGCCGCGAAUCCGAAUCAAAAUAUACGCCAAGAGUAUCAUCAACAAAAUGCGCAUCCUUACGUAGAUGAUCAACAAAAUUCGGAUUUAUACUACGAGCAAGUACGUACUAGCAAUGCACAAGUGGGCGAGCAAAGACAGCUUCAAGGAGAAACAUACCCGCAAUCGGACAAUUUGCAGUAUGGAUCCCGCAUUCAGAGUUCUAAAAAACCAAAUAUAGUUCUUAACCCUAAGGCUAACAGUAACUACCAAUAUCGUAAAAAUGCGCGAGUAGACGACGCGAGUCAAUUUCCAGAACAAUUUUAUCGACAACAUGGGAUAGUUCAAAGUUACAAUCAACACAGCGAUGUUGCGAAGCAAGAUGCACAAAAUGAGAAUUAUAUUUCUAACUACGAUCCGCGAUACUCGGGGAAUGCCCAACUCGAACACCAAGGAAUACCCCAAACUCAAUUAUAUUUAACAUCAGCCGAUCCUCAAGGUAAAGUUAUUACUAAAGAGCAAGCAGUGAUCAACGUACAAGUCGAAAGCGACUCGGCAGCAGUAGAACACCCAGAUCAAAGAACGGGUCGGGAAAAUUUAGUUAACUAUCGAAUAAAAACGCUUUCGCUACAACCAGCAUCGCAACUGCCCGAAAUUUCAGAACAUAUCCCACAAGACAGGGACAGAUUGCAUCUGUCGAUACCCGAGGAAGCUCUGCACGAUUAUUAUCAACAGAAAGAGAAAUAUUCAGAUCAACAACCAGAGACAGAUUAUUACCCUGAUACUAACCAAAACUAUGGGCAACCCAUUGAUAUACGAGGUACGCUAUUCCAGAAGUUACGAUCGCAUGUAACAAAUCCUGCAUACUUAGAAGCUUUGCCACGAACGACGGCAAACAAUACUCCGGUGGUACUAGGACUUGACAAUACAACUUUUGAUGUUACAGGAAACGUGGAUUACCAGGACUCUCCAUACUCAGGCAGAAACCCUACUCUGAACCACUUCCAACCUCAAACUGAUGACUAUUCCGCAUCUGGCUACCGUCAACCAGUUUUAUUGGGGCCGGGAGAUCAUUUAUUGCCGGUAAAUCUUAGCAUUGCUGUCAAUCCCUCUGCAGUUCCUAUCCGAAAUCUUUGGUACAUCCCGGGGAUCAAUAUAAGUAUAACGACAACUUUUGCACCAUCAGUUUCCCCUCCGACAACUAUCGCUACAGACUUAGUUUCCCCAACUUCGUCACCUUUCAACAUAUCUUCCGACUACUACAUAGCCAACAAUGCAAGAUCAGGAAAUUUGGCAGGAAACUCGAUUGUGUCUAAAAAGCUAUUCGCAUUUUCAACUGGGCAAGUCUUGCUGCGAAACCUUACGGAUAUUGGGGGAGCAAUCAUUGGCAACCUAACAUAUCCACCGCCGACUCGCUCUCCUAUUUUGAAAACUACCAGAUCGCCAUUCCGGACGACUACUCAGCGAAGUGGUUUGCUAUUUUCUGUUAUCCGAUCAAUAGCACAAAUGAUUGGUUAAACUUUAGUUAAAAUUAGGUGUAAAUUUAUUGGUGGAAGCCAAAUGGUGGGUUGUAAAUAAUGAGUUCUCGGAUACGAGAACCAAUGAGAUUUAAUUUAUUGUUUUUGUUCAUUAAAACACACACCUUAUUGUUAUUUUUCCACAGUAGUUGUCGGGUUAUCAAGAUGAUAACGCAUUUGUUGGUUGAGGUGGCAUAAUUCCGGUAUCCUUUCGUUCAAAUUGUAUUCUUCCUUUUUUUUUUCAAAAUCUGUCAAAUUCUAUCCGAAAUAAAGCUGA
Messenger RNA from Cylas formicarius (sweet potato weevil), 3647 nucleotides. RefSeq lists its product as uncharacterized. The record is from RefSeq and is a predicted model, not a curated record. The transcript is spliced from 12 exons. Bases 525 to 3371 code for a protein of 948 amino acids. Lineage: Eukaryota; Metazoa; Arthropoda; Insecta; Coleoptera; Brentidae.